Molecule: messenger RNA, 2041 nt
Organism: Hyalella azteca
Lineage: Eukaryota; Metazoa; Arthropoda; Malacostraca; Amphipoda; Hyalellidae
Product: WW domain-binding protein 11
Exons: 4
Coding region: 84-1763 (559 amino acids)
Biological process (GO): mRNA cis splicing, via spliceosome
Cellular component (GO): spliceosomal complex
Source: RefSeq, a predicted model, not a curated record
UUUGUUCUUUGUUCUUUUUUCCAUUUAGAUCAUUCAUUUGAUAAGCUUUGUAUUAACUGAAAAGUUGAACUGCUACUGACAAAAUGGGUCGUCGCAACAUCAAUACCACCAAGAGUGGUAAAUAUAUGAACCCUACAGAUCAAGCAAGAAAAGAAGCCAGAAAGAAGGAGCUGAAGAAAAAUAAGCGGCAGCGCAUGGCCGUACGCACGGCUGUUCUCAAAGGCAAAGACCCAACACAGCUUAUCAUAGAAAUGGAGAAAAUGGACCAAAUGGAAUACAAUGUUGAAAUUCCCCCGUCAUUAAGUGAAAAAGUUCUGAGUGAUAAAAGAAAGAAGCUGCGUGAAACAUUAGAUAGAGUCAUGAAACUCUAUGAGAAGGAAAAUCCUGAAUAUUGGGUGGAAAUCAGGCGCAUGGUUGCAGAAUAUGAGAAGAAGCGCGAAACUUUACUCGAGUAUUAUGAGGCAGUGAAGCACGCGCAGGCAGUCACUGUGGAUGAAAUUCCCCUGCCCAACUUGGACAUGCCAUCCAUACACCACCCUGACGUUUACGACGGCAUUGAGCUUCCUCCUGCGGUACCCAUGGACGCCUCAGGCCCUCACAAUGAGUCACUUCCCCAUAGUAUAUUGAAGAAGACAGGUCCUCCACUGGAUCUUCAGCCUGUCAUCAAAAUGCCUCCUGGCUGUCCGCCCACACUCCCCGAUGAAUUAUCCGAUAUUGAGGAGGAUGAAGAAGCUGAUCAUGUCGAUGAUGAUGACAUCGCUCCCGGUACCGAAGCACCAAACAAACGAAGAAAAAUUCGGUUUACAGACGAUGUAGACGUAGACGCAGAGCGUGACUCAGACGUCAGAGAUAAGUCAAGAAGUCGACCUGAGCAAAACUCCUACAAACUCGAUGAAAGAAAUCGUGGCUCUGAUUCCGGGCGUCAAGGGCUCACCAGUUUGCAAGCCAAGCUGCUCAAGUUGUCUGGUCAAGAUGUUGAUCAAUUUGUUAGGGAAACUGAAGUUCUUAUGCAGGAAAGAGAGGCGGACAAAGAAGCAGGCCUUCGGGAACGUCUUAGUAAACUCAGGGAUGAAGAUAAGCCGUUCCUGAAGGAGCCUGCCUCUCAAUCUGAGCCGCCAACAAAUGAGGCAGUGACAGUCGCUCUUCCGCCAGCUGAACCAGUGGCAAUGGGGAUGCUGGAUGCCUCAGUGCGACCUCCCACUAUGGUACCCGCUCCAUUCAAUGUUGCUCCCCCGGUCGCAGGCAUCCCUACCGCUCCCCCACCAUCACUGUUACCGUUCAGGCCUCCUGUCCCCAGACCCACGAUGCUGCCACCCCCGCCAAUGCGGGUUCGUCUUCCUCCGGGUCCACCACCCCAGAACCUGCCAUCCUUCAUGCCUCAAGGUAUCGCGCGCCUGCCUAACGUGCGUCUGCCUCCCCCUGUUCGACUGCCUGGCCUCCUGCCUCGCUUGCCGCCGCCCAUAGGUCCGGGGGCGGCGCCCAAUGUGCUCACCGCCGCGCCCCAGCUGCUGCCGCGCUCCAACCGCACGGCCGCCACCGCCACCGCGACCAUCCAGGCACGACCGCAGAUCAGGAGCCUGAGUGCUGACGUGACGCGCUUCCAACCCACCGUGCUGCGAGUUAAGAGAGAGGAUAAGAAGAAGUCCACUAAAUCAGCACCAGACACCAAGGAAGUUCGGGGCCGCGCAGAAGAAAUGGAAAGGAAGCCAACCAAAGACGACGCAUACUCGCAAUUCAUGCGUGAGAUGGAGGACCUGAUGUAGGUUUUCUGACCCACUUCUGUACCUGCUAAGUUUUGGCUGCUGACCCACUUGUACGCGACUUUCCCUUGUUUCUGAUGUGUUUGCCAGAUGUGUUGUCAUGGCCGCUGACAAUAAGAGCAGCUUGCUGAAUAUGCUUGGCUCUUGUUUACCGCCAUGAACAAAUACCUUGAUGUGUUUAAUGUAUAUAAUUGUAAGUAAGAAAUAAUUUUCUUUGUAAGAACCACCGUUUCACUAUAGUAGGUACUUCUCAGCUAAUAAAUAAUGAAAUUGAAUAUCUC